Epinephelus fuscoguttatus (brown-marbled grouper) is the source of this 3042-nucleotide messenger RNA. It is a transcript of the gene bag3, whose product is annotated as BCL2 associated athanogene 3. The transcript is spliced from 4 exons. Gene Ontology annotation, biological process: muscle cell cellular homeostasis; protein stabilization; negative regulation of striated muscle cell apoptotic process. Gene Ontology annotation, molecular function: adenyl-nucleotide exchange factor activity; protein-folding chaperone binding. The record is from RefSeq and is a predicted model, not a curated record. Gene Ontology annotation, cellular component: nucleus; cytoplasm; membrane. The coding region runs from base 83 to 1822 and encodes 579 amino acids. NCBI's taxonomy places the organism in Eukaryota, Metazoa, Chordata, Actinopteri, Perciformes, Serranidae.
AACCCGGCUAUUUCGAGAAACUUCCAGCCCACUUUUACACGUCACUUCAAGGAAUCUUUAAAGCGUCCGUCGCCUGUAUAAAAUGUUUCAGUACUCGACAGCCAGCAGCAACAUGAACGGCAUGAAGACACAGUCGCCGAUAAUGACAAUGGCCAACAAUGACAACGACCCUCUCCCCCUCGGCUGGGAAGUCAAAAUUGACCCUCAGACUGGGUGGCCCUUCUUUGUGGAUCACAAUAACCGCACGACAACCUGGAAUGACCCGCGACACGACACGAAAAAGGUCAGAGAAGUGUCAGCAAAUGGACCCAACAUACCACCAGAACCAAGCCCUCAGGAGACACAGAAAACCUUUGUGAGGGAGAUGAAACACCCUAUUUUGCGCCCAGGAUAUGUUCCUAUCCCAGUCUUCCAUGAGGGCGCCGAACUGAGGCAGCAACAGCAUCCAUGUUAUUCCUACAUCCAGCCAACCACUGCACAGAAUAUCCGGUCAGACGGGCGCGCACCUUCCCCAACAUUAGGGCUCCACUGCAGGCCCAGAUCACCUUUACAUGGACCUUCGGAUAGUUGCUCUGCUGAGCCUAUAAAGGCCAGCUCACCUGUUACACAGACAGCAGAGGUUUACACUGCCCCGCAUCAUCACCAACCCCAACGGCCCAGCAGCACUGGUCUUCAAGCAGGUUACAUCCCCAUCCCGGUGAUCCAUGAGGGUGGAGGAGGCCAAACACAAACACAGGCUCAGUUAAAUCCUUCUGUCUACUCUCAGCGCACCCCCUACUCAGAGCACCAGCAGCCCUACCAUCGCCUUCAGACCGACGAAUGGCCUGGCUAUUCUGCAGCAAUGCAGCCUCCCCGGGAAAGAGCUUCUCCGAUACUGCUUCCCCAGCAUCGUGAUGCUUCGUCUAUUCACCUCCAGCCUCAUAUCAGAAGCCAGUCACCUAUUGUAACACAGGUGCUUGGAGAAAGGCCACAGGCUCAGCAGCAUGUCCUCACAAGAGACCCGCCCCAGAAAAUGGAGCAGGAGCAACAAAGCACUCAGCAGAAACCCGAGAUCACGCAGCUCCCCCAGCCAAUGCACACAGAAGCUGACAUCCCAAAGCCUCAACAACCUCAACCCUUCCAACAGCCUCCACCUCAGCAACCUCAACCGUUCCAACAGCCUGCACCUCAGCAACCUCAGCAGUUCCAGCAACCUCAGCAAUUUCAGCAGCCACAGCAGUUUCAGCAGCCACAGCAGUUUCAGCAGGCACCACCUCCAACAUCUCCACAGUCUCAGCAUCCUGAACAGUUACUGCAGUCGCAGCAACAGUUCCAGCAGCCCCAGAAACCUGAGCAACCACAACAACAUACUGCAGAUAUCACGGUUCAAAUACCUCCAAAACCUGAGGCCCAGGACAUGGCACCUGUUCCCCCAGAGGUCCCACCUGCAAAGGUUGAGGCUGAACAGGCUGCUCAGUGCCCAGUUCACCCAGGCUUGGCUAAGGUGCAGCAGAUAGUUGAACGGGUUGCUAAACUGGAGCACGAGGUCAAAUGUUUUGAUGGAAAGAAGAAUGAUAAGAAAUAUUUGUUACUCGAGGAGCUGCUGACCAAAGAGCUCUUAGCACUGGACUCGGUUGACCCAGAGGGUCGUGCAGAUGUACGGCAAGCAAGACGGGAUGGAGUCCGUCGUGUUCAGACCAUACUGGAAGAACUGGAGCAACUGGAGGAGCAGCCAGCCAGGCCUGCCAGCCAGGCUUCGAUGGAGGGAGACAACCAGACGCAGAAAGGAGAGCCCAGAAUGAUCACCACGGAGAAUGUUGAGCUGGCAAAGGAGAUAUCAUAAUGACUUCACACUUCAUAAUCAAGAGGAGAGCAGGAUAACCUGCUGUAUAUUUGACAGUGAACAAGUCUGCUCUGGCUAACUCCUCCUCCUCUAUCUACAGCAUUUGUGGAAGUUGCAUGCAUUGAUUAACAGUGUUGGUAUUUCCUGCCAUUCAGCACAUAAUUGAUGGUAGCUCAGUGCAAUCAUGUUUUUCAAGCCAAUGUUGUUGCCUUCUAUGUUGUGCCAAUGUCUUCAUAAUAAGACAGCUGUCAUGAUCAAGGUGUUGACAACAAUUUCUAGUCACAUUAAAGUUUGAAUAAGAGGCCUUUAUCAAUAAAUGGAAGAAAAGUAGAAGUAUUUUCUUAAGAAAUAUGUGUGGUUGCCUUUUGUCUUGAUCAAAUAUUGUAUGAAGCUUUUCUUAAUCCAGCCAGUGGAUCAGUUAGUACAUGAGUGCAAACAUUGGGGCUUUAAAGCAGAACUCACUGCACAACUCAGUCAACAGAAAAGCAUUUUCCCCUUUAUAGCCACAUGGCCAUGUUGGAGCUGCUUUGUCACAGAACACAGUGAAUAUGUUUAUUAGAUGCUGCUUUUGGUGCAUUACUGAUUUUGCUGUCUUUGCACUUUGCCAUCAUUGAAAUGUAUCAUGCUGAACAAUCAGCGGCACUUCAUUUCAAAUAUAUAAGUUACACAAGUUUUGAUUGACGUGUUUGUAUGUGCAUUGGUUUACUUGUUAUCUCAAAACAUUAUAUCAGUAUUUAUAUCAUUAUAUAGUAUUUUGGUACAUUUAUGAAUGUGUAAUGACAAAUGGAAGUGAGAUGUGAAUCUUUCUCAAGAUGUCAGACAAUCAGCACCUGGUGCUAAUGAGGAAUCACAGUUGUCAGAAUGUAUAACUACCACAGCCACAAUCUGUAACAACACUAACCCAAAAAACGUCCUGAAAGCCUUACAGAUGCCAACUGUGAGACAGUGCCCAAUUCUUUAAGAGAUGGAGUGCAAGAACACUUCAGUCCGUCUUUUAGAUAGGUCCAAAAUUACUUUCGAGAUAACCCUGCUGUUUGUGUCGUAAUUUGUCUCUAUAAUACGAUCAUUAACCAUCUGUAAGGUCGGGCCACUGCCUAACACACCUUUAGAAAUUAUGGAUUGUGGUUUUUUGUUGAUCACUGUUUAUGAGUAGCAGGAUGAUGCAUUGUUGAAAACAAGUCACGUUGGUAUGUUUGAAAAUAAAAUGUAUUUGACAUGGA